AUGGCCAUAGCCACGUCGGCCCAGCUGGCCCGGGCACUCUACGACAACACUGCUGAGUCCCCCCAGGAGCUGUCCUUCCGCCGAGGGGACGUUCUACGGGUCCUGCAGCAGGAGGGUGCAGGCGGGCUGGAUGGCUGGUGCCUCUGCUCCCUGCAUGGCCAGCAGGGCAUCGUGCCUGCCAACAGAGUAAAGCUCCUUCCCACUGGCCCAGCACCCAAGCCCAGCAUCUCCCAGGUGCCCCUAUCUCUGCCUGGCUCACCAUAUCCAGCCCCAGAACAUGGCAAUAAGGACCAGGAGGUGUAUGUGGUGCCACCCCCAGCUCGGCCCUGUCCCACCUCCAGACCUCUGGCUGGACCCUGCCCGCCUUCCUUUGACCCCAUCUACAAGAUCCCCAGGGGCAGUGGGAUCCAGCUGGCUGCCCCUGGAAACACUUUAGAGGUCUAUGACGUGCCCCCAACUACCUUCCGGGUUCCCUCCACUGGCCCCUAUGACUCCCCUGCCUCCUUUUCCCGCCCUCUGGCCCAGAUGGCCCCACAGCGUCCUGGAGAAGAUGAAGCUCCCUAUGAUGUGCCUCUGACCCUGAAGCCACCGGCAGAUCUGGAGUGGGAGGGAGGCCGGGAACCAGGGCCCCCCCUCUAUGCUGCCCCCUCCAACCUGAAACGAGCGUCAGCCCUGCUCAAUCUGUACGAAGCCCCCGAGGAACUGGUGGCAGAGGGGGAGGGUGGGGGCCCUGAUGAGGGCAUCUACGAUGUGCCCAUGCUGGGGCCAGAGGAACCCCCUUCCCCGGAGCCCCUAGGAGCCUCAGCCUCCAAUGACCUGGACACUCUGCCCCUGGUUUUGGCCAGGAGCCCCCUACCCCUACACAGGCCUUGGCUGCCCUCAGCUGAGAGCCUGUCCCGCCGCCCUCUGCCUGCCCUGCCUGUCCUGGAGGCACCCAGACCCUCUCCUGCCCCAGACCGAAAGGGCAGCAUCCAGGACCGGCCUCUCCCGCCGCCCCCGCCCCACCUGCCUGGCUGUGGGGCCCCCAAGGCUGAAGGGGAUCCAGAGGGCGGACAUGUGGAGGAUGAUCCAGAGGGCCACCACAAUGAGUAUGAGGGCAUCCCAAUGGCAGAGGAGUAUGACUACGUCCACCUGAAGGGCAUGGAUAAAGCUCAGGGAUCUAGGCACCCGGAUUUCCCAGGGGAUCCUGAACUGCUGGAGAGGGAGCUGCCAGAGCAGCAGGAUGCACAGUCCCCAGGAGAGCCGCUGGUUCUGCCUGCCAGAGACCUACAGCUCCUGCAUUUCUACGCAGGGCAGUGCCAGAGCCACUACUCAGCGCUGCAGGCGGCCGUGGCAGCCCUGAUGGCCAGCACCCGGGCCAAUCAGCCCCCUAACCUGUUCGUGCCCCACGGCAAGCAGGUGGUGGUGGCAGCUCACCGCCUGGUGUUUGUCAGAGAUGCUCUAGACCGGCUGGCAGCCUCAGACCCUCUGCGAGCACAGGUCGGGGCUGCAGGCACAGCGCUGGGCCAGGCGUUGCGGGCCACCGUGCUGGCUGUCAAAGGGGCCGCACUGGGCUACCCAUCCGGCCCUGCCGCCCAAGAGAUGGCACAGUGUGUGGCAGAGCUGGUGGGGCGGGCCCUGCAAUUCUCCACCCUGCUUACCAGCCUGGCCCCCUGA
This is a messenger RNA of Trichechus manatus latirostris (Florida manatee), 1656 nucleotides long. RefSeq names its product embryonal Fyn-associated substrate (gene EFS). Gene Ontology annotation, biological process: cell surface receptor protein tyrosine kinase signaling pathway; cell migration. Gene Ontology annotation, molecular function: protein binding. The coding region runs from base 1 to 1656 and encodes 551 amino acids. Gene Ontology annotation, cellular component: plasma membrane; focal adhesion; cytoplasm. The transcript is spliced from 6 exons. Lineage: Eukaryota; Metazoa; Chordata; Mammalia; Sirenia; Trichechidae. The record is from RefSeq and is a predicted model, not a curated record.